Scleropages formosus (Asian bonytongue) is the source of this 4729-nucleotide messenger RNA. Its product is annotated as serine/threonine-protein kinase 24. Gene Ontology annotation, biological process: protein phosphorylation; negative regulation of cell migration. Gene Ontology annotation, cellular component: Golgi apparatus; cytoplasm. The transcript has 11 exons. Lineage: Eukaryota; Metazoa; Chordata; Actinopteri; Osteoglossiformes; Osteoglossidae. Gene Ontology annotation, molecular function: ATP binding; protein serine/threonine kinase activity. Bases 650 to 1960 code for a protein of 436 amino acids. The record is from RefSeq and is a predicted model, not a curated record.
CCUCGCGGAUCCGCCCUCGUGACACUCUGACAGCGUCGACAAGAUGGCGGAGGGCGCUGGGGCCGAGUGAGCGGAGCGAAACGAGCGAAGCAGGAACAGCAGCGUUUCCUCCUCCUCCUCCUCCUCCUGCGGCCACCGGCUGAACGCGUCGGACGGACCGAAGUGUGGAGCGGGAGCGGACGCGCCCUGCGGUCACUCAUCGGCGGAAGGUGGACUCCUGAUCAGCCGUCCCCUGGGCGAAGCAAAGCCCCCCCUCGGCGUCGUCGUUAGAUGAAAUAACAAACACGAAAUGCAGCGAAACGCAGAUACCUCGGCGUUUGUAAUCGAUCUCUAACUAGUUCGCUGCGCGGCUCUCUCGUCAUUUUCGCAAUUUCAUUGUGCGCCGCCGAGCCGUUUGGUCCCGGUCCAAGUGGAGGGAGGGAGCGCGACGCUGGAAGUUAACGCGCGGUGUUCCGGAGCAGCGCCGGGACGAGCGGGGGAUUAUCGGCCGCUUCGCCGCCGACCCGUGCAAGUUGUGCGGCUUUGGAGCGCAAAGGAGGCGCGAAGGAAGGAAUAAAGCGCUGCGGGAUUUUGGACUCUCGGCCUCGGGAAGGUUUCGUGCCCUCGGUCGGCCGCGGCGCUGCAGCAGUGUGUUUUCCGGGCGAACGCCAUGGCGCACUCCCCGGUGCAGAGCGGCCUGCCCGGCAUGCAGAAUCUGAAGGCAGACCCAGAGGAGCUGUUCACCAAGCUGGAGAAGAUAGGGAAGGGCUCUUUCGGGGAGGUCUUCAAGGGCAUCGACAAUCGAACUCAGAAAGUUGUCGCUAUUAAAAUUAUUGACCUGGAGGAAGCAGAGGAUGAAAUAGAGGACAUUCAGCAGGAAAUCACAGUGCUGAGCCAGUGUGACAGCCCCUUUGUAACCAAGUACUAUGGGUCAUACCUUAAGGGCACAAAGUUAUGGAUUAUUAUGGAAUAUUUAGGAGGAGGGUCAGCACUGGACUUGCUCGAGCCGGGUGCCUUGGAUGAAACGCAGAUUGCCACAAUUCUCCGAGAAAUACUGAAGGGACUUGACUACUUGCACUCGGAAAAGAAAAUCCACAGAGAUAUUAAAGCUGCCAACGUCUUGCUGUCAGAGCAAGGAGAUGUGAAACUUGCAGAUUUCGGCGUGGCAGGACAGCUGACAGACACACAGAUCAAGAGAAACACGUUUGUUGGCACACCCUUCUGGAUGGCACCCGAAGUAAUAAAACAGUCAGCGUAUGAUUCCAAAGCAGACAUCUGGUCAUUAGGGAUCACAGCCAUCGAGCUGGCCAAAGGCGAGCCACCCCACUCCGAGCUGCACCCCAUGAAGGUUUUAUUCCUCAUCCCAAAGAACAACCCGCCCACGCUGGAGGGCAACUACAGCAAACCCCUCAAAGAGUUUGUGGAAGCCUGCUUGAACAAGGAGCCCAGCUUUCGGCCGACCGCCAAAGAGCUGCUGAAGCACAAGCUGAUUGUACGGCAUGCGAAGAAGACCUCUUACCUGACAGAGCUCAUCGACAGGUACAAGCGGUGGAAGGCAGAGCAGUCUCGGGACGAGUCCAGUUCGGAGGAGUCCGACUCGGAACAAGACGGCCAGGCCUCCGGGGGCAAUGACACUGCAAACGAUGACUGGAUCUUCAACACCAUCCGUGAGAAGGACCCCAAGCGGCUGCAGAAUGGUGCUGCCCAACCUGAGGAGUUGGACAGGAAGCAGGUAGAAGACAUUCCAAAGAGGCCUUUAUCACAGAGCUUGUCUACCAUUAUUUCUCCACUAUUUAAUGAGCUGAAGGAGAAGAAUGAAGCAAGCAGCGGGAAAGCAGAGGCUGUGGAGGAGCUGAAGGAAGCAAUCUUCCUGGCAGAGGAAACCUGCCCCGGCAUCAUGGACAGCAUGGUGACGGAACUCGUGCAGAGACUUCAGAGGUUCUCUGUGGUUGGGGCCUCUUCGUCUUCCUCCUCCCACUGAUGCCCGUGUGCAGGGACUUGGUCACACAUCAACAGGCUGGAUGAAGUCUCCCAGCAACCGCUUAAAGCAAACUACUCAUUCUCCUCUUUCCCUCCUAUGAAGUCCUAGUGCACAUAUUAGAAAGGCACGUAACUAACCGGCAGGCAGACCGACCUGUCGCUCUGCUGUCACCGUGGGGUGAUUGGCCGGGGAAGGGCCAGGGACACCAUCCGCCCUCUGUCACACACUUGUACCCCUAAAGGUGGCUGAAUCUUUACAAUACCUCCAAUUAGUCUACUUCGUUUAUUGGAUUGUUUGCAGUUUCGCCCAAAACGGAUGAAGUGCAUGAAUCCAGUCUUGGCCUGCUCCUCAAGACAAAAUGCCCGAUGACUUGUAGAAGAUGACCGUACCUUUAAAUGGCAUCCCCUGGUGUGCAAGAACGUUUUGGGUGCAGGCGUGUGCGCUGUUGCGGCGCAGGUUUGUGUUCACGUAUUGUAGUCCUACAGUGUGUGUUUGGGACUCCUGCAGAUGGAGAUGGAAGUGUUGUUUUGAAACCUCAGGUAUCCUGCUUUAAGUGGAUGGGUCCUCUGGGAGAUGGAGCACCUUGUGUGAGGUGGGUGUACAAAGUGUGUAUACAGGCGUCAAGGAAUCACUGUGUAGAAAAAGGCCAAGUGCUUCUGUAGAUACUGUUAGUAAAAGUAAAUAUUUUAAAACAGUCACUCAAAUGGCCAUAAUUGAAAAUUGCCUUGCCAUUAUCAUCACAUGUACAUUUUUGGAUAUUUUUAUUUCCUUUUUUAAUUCAACUUUAAUGUCCAGUGGUUUUACCAUUAAAUGAAAAUCAGUGCCCCAUUUCCAGGUUUUUUUUUUUUUUUUUUUUUAAAAGAUACACUAGGUACCUGGAUUGCUUCUAAUUUUAAAUAUGACUGAAAGGUGUGGCAGUCAUUGAACAUGUAUCCCUCCAGGCAGCCCAAACAAAGCCACAGUGGCGGUGGUGUCAUCUGUGAGACACCGUGAGAAAAUUGUCAGAGCACCUCCAGGCACAGUAAUGUCAAUCUGUUCAGCACCACUCAUCCGUUUCAGCAGCAUGACCCACAGUGGGGGUGUUCGACUGGUGCGAACCCACAGCACUUGUGCCAGUGAACACUGUUGGCUCCCAGCUGCGAUCCCCUAGCCUCUCACCAUCACCCCAGCAACUACCACACUGUACCCACACCUGGGCCAAGUCUUCCAGCCAAGUGCAGCCCACCCCUCGGUGGUCCGGGCCACUCGAGUCCCUCCCUAGAAACGGCUCCAAUUGCACUCAGAGAACAGUUGCCUUUUGCUGUGCAGAGUGGCUGUGAGGAAUCUGCCUAACAUUUUAUGAACUUUUUUAAAAAAUUUUUUAUUUUAAAUAGCGACACAAUAUGGGUACCCGAGUGUCCAUGUUCUCCUACUGCUCUCCAUUAGGGCCGCCCAUGUUUGGUGUUGCAGGAUGCUGUGUUGGACAGAGCCGGAUGGCUUUUCUUUCCUGACUGAGACUGAUAAAUACAUCUGUACAGAAGCUGAGGGGGUGCAGGGUGCAGGAGGCCUUGCACGUUCGUGACACAAACAAGUUAGGGGCUUGGUACCCUUUGUGUACCCUACUCCUUCAGUACAUGCUUUGGCAUAGCAAAGGUAGAAACCUGAGUUUUUUUUUUUUUUUUUUUCCCCCCCCUUCUCUUGGUGGCUGAUGGGUACUCAGCUGUGACGUCACUGCACAGGGCUGACUUUUGAAAACUCUGGGGAAGGAUGGCAGUCAACACAGCUAAGUGUAUGUAGCAAUGCUGUCAGUCUGAGGAAAUUUGGCAUGCAAGCAAAAUUUUUAUCUCUCUUCUAGCCUUGGGCUUGGUAAACAAGUUGCAGCUUGGCUUGAAAUUUGAAAAAAGUGGAAUUGCUUUCUGCGAGAAGCUUUCAGCUCUGUUCUUUAGAUGUUGCAAAAGUGUUUACUCAUUAAGUGUAGAAUUUUCCACAAGAAAACGUAACUCUUCCCCCUUCAGGAUCAGGAUGGGAACACAGAUGUUUUUACAUUGAGGUGAGAGAACUUCUGUGAAGAUGGUGUCUACCAUGCUGCUAUGAGUAAAACCUGUUAGGGGUCUUUGCCUUCUUAAAUUUGUCAUGGUGAACAGCACACAAGUGACAGGUGGGCCAAUAUCUUCUCUAUUCCUUUUAACAUAUAAAUGUGUCACCCUUCAUAAGCCACUGCUGUACUGGGCCACAGGCCACCACCCCCCCCCCCCCCCCCCCCCCCCCCCUUUAUUCUGGGCACUUUAUCAGCGCAGUAUGGUCCACUGGGCUCCUGUGUAUUUCCACCCUCUUCUCUGCCACAUGAAAAAGUGCCAUGUCAUUUUCCACCACCCUUCCUCCAACUUUUAUUUUAUAUUGCACCAUGUGGAGGCUGUAUGUUUCAAUUCCAUGUCUGUUGCACUUUGUUUUCAAGUGUUUCUUUAGUAUUUAAAGAUUUUAAAAGAAUGGUACUUGAGGUCAUAAUUUUCAGUUGUCACUUCUUACACAGUUGCUACUGUACCUUUGCAAAGUAUGGCAAUAACCUAGCGAGGUCAUCAGGAUAUUCUUCAGCACAGGUAUAUUAUAUAGAAUGAAUCAAAGAAUCAUAUUUUUGUAACUGUAAAGAGCAAGUACUGUAGUACAGAAAUAAGUUUUAAAAAUCUGAUUAUAAAGACCUCUAUAAUGUUUCUUAAAGAUGGGAUACUUAUCACAGAAAUUGUAAAUUUCAUUUUCUGUAACAUUGCUGACAGUUUAUAGUCCUGUAUAUAA